AUGCUUGUUAGCUUCCUCCUUCUGACAUAUGCAUUAUGCGGGACGGCGAUAUUUCUCCAACCUAAUCACAACACUAAAAGGGACCUGUCCAUCUCUGAUGCCUCUGGGACACUCCAUAAAGCAAGGCAACACAGCAAAUGGCAAUCUAGGAGAGCGAGCAACUCAACUGGUACCUCCACAUCUUCAGCCGCGUUCCCAACAGGAACUCCUUGUCCCGGAAACUCGCCGGAGGAUCGCUCCAAGUGGUGUGAAUAUGACAUCGACACGGACUGGUCCGAGGUUGUUCCUAAUACGGGUGUGACUAGAGAGUAUUGGUUAGAUAUUGACGAGAUCGCUGCCGCCCCAGAUGGCUAUCUACGAACCGUGAUGGCUAUCAACGGCAGCAUCCCUGGGCCGACUAUCUAUGCGGACUGGGGCGAUCAUGUCGUUGUCCAUGUCACUAAUCACCUCCAUGAAGCUAAGAAUGGCACCAGUAUCCAUUGGCAUGGCAUGUGGCAAAGAGGAACAAACGAACACGAUGGGGUUGUCUCCAUCACCCAGUGUCCCAUAGCCCCCGGCUCAUCGAUGACCUAUCGUUGGCGAGCCGAACAGUAUGGCUCGUCCUGGUAUCAUUCUCAUAUUGGUCUCCAAGCGUGGAACGGGGUCUUUGGUGGUAUUAUCAUCAAUGGCCCUGCUACGGCGAACUAUGACGAGGACGCGGACGUGAUGAUUCUAAGCGAUUGGACGCAUGACACUGUAGAUGAAAUGUAUCAAUUCGCACAGCUCUGUGGCCCGCCGCAGUUAGAUAAUGGGUUAAUCAACGGAACCAACGUCCUCGAUACCGGUAACCACACCGAUGGAUCUCGGCUGAAGCUCCAGGUGACGGAAGGCAAGUCGUAUAGAUUGAGACUUGUCAACGCGGCUCUUGAUACCACCUUUGAAUUCAUGAUCGAUAAUCAUAAUAUGACCAUCAUCGCAAUGGAUCUGGUACCUAUCGAGCCGUACACCACAUAUAGUCUAACCAUCGGCAUGGGCCAGCGAUACGAUAUAAUCAUUACAGCCGAUCAGGCAUCAGUUGCAGAUUCGUUCUGGAUACGCGCGAUACCACUACACGCUUGUUCGGAAAAUGCUCGUGGCAACAACAUCCGAGGCGUUCUGCACUACGGAGACACGUCGAGUAUCCCGGAGACUCUCCCGUUUAUCUACUUGGAUGAAACAUGUUACGAUCUACCAGCCUCAAUCCUGGUGCCACACGUACCGAAAUCAGUCCCUCCCCCAGACCUGCAAGAAAUGGUCGACGCCGACACUCGCCCGAACGCAAAGGGGCUUUUCCGCUGGUACCUCAACAGCACGACAAUGGGGAUUCUAUGGGAAGAUCCCACAUUACUCCAGAUACGAAAUGGCUCGUCGGCAUUUCCAAACGCCAGUGCUGUCAUCUCGUUGCCGAAAGCAGACCAGUGGUUUUAUCUGGACAUCGAAACUCGCAUACCCGUCGACCAUCCGAUUCACCUCCACGGACAUGACUUCUUCAUUCUUUCACAAGGGCAGGGUGCCUGGGAUGGGUCCUCGCGCACCGAGAACCCACCUCGCCGGGAUACAGCGAUGUUGCCAGCAAAUGGGCACCUAGUCCUUGCUUUCCAGACGGAUAAUCCUGGGGCGUGGUUGAUGCAUUGUCACAUUGGCUGGCAUACCACUGAAGGGUUUGCGUUGCAGUUUUUGGAACGAUCUGAUGAGGUCAUCGGUGCUCUUGAUUAUGACCUUCUGGAGGAUACCUGUGAUUCCUGGAUUACCUAUGACGAAUUGUAUGGGAUCGACCAAGAAGAUUCAGGUGUUUGA
This is a messenger RNA of Aspergillus bombycis, 1815 nucleotides long. RefSeq lists its product as uncharacterized. NCBI's taxonomy places the organism in Eukaryota, Fungi, Ascomycota, Eurotiomycetes, Eurotiales, Aspergillaceae. The record is from RefSeq and is a predicted model, not a curated record. The coding region runs from base 1 to 1815 and encodes 604 amino acids. Gene Ontology annotation, molecular function: copper ion binding; oxidoreductase activity. The transcript is spliced from 2 exons.